UGUCUGGUGUGUACAGCUGCUGCAAAUCGGGCGUGAGAGAGCAGCAGACGCGAGGCGAGCGUGUCUGAAGCCUGCAGCUGUCGGGAGCGCAGGAUCCGGGAUAUGAUCAUGGAUAAACCCGAAACCCCGCCGGUGUAGGACCGAUCAGGGCGCUCCCGACCGGGGGAAAAGUUUGUAAAGCGACGCUGCAAAGAACUCAACGGCGGAGGUCUUUCCCCGGUCCCUCCCUGCUGGAAGAAAUGUGGCUAAAUCCGGAGGAAGUUCUGCUGAAAAACGCUCUGAAGCUCUGGGUGACCGUGAGGAGCAACGACUUCUUCCUCCUGCAGAGGAGGAGAGGCCACGGAGAGCCGACGGGCAGGAUCACAGGUCUCCUGGUGGGGGCGCUGGACACGGUGCUGGACUCCAAUGCCAGGGUCACACCAUUCCGCAUUCUCCUCCAGGUUCCCGGCUCCCAGAUCAGCUGGGUCAUUGCCAGCGGAGCCGCCAUAGAGGAGGUGAACAAACACUGGGACUGGCUGGUCCACAACCUGCUUCGCUCUCUGUCUGUGUUUGAGAAUAAAGAGGAUGCUGCCAGCUUUGUCAAAGGAAAGGUCAAGGGACUUAUUGCAGAGGAGGUUCGAGGUCCCCAGGCGGCUCAGGAGGAGGAGCCAGAGAAGUUCAGGGAGGUGCUGUUGAAGUUUGAGCUGCACUUUGGCCUCCCUUCGUCUGAGAAACUGGUGACGUACUACUCCUGCUGCUGCUGGAAGGGCCGGGUGCCUCGGCAGGGCUUCCUCUACCUUAGCAUCAACCACAUGGCCUUCUACUCCUUCCUGCUGGGGAAGGAAGUAAAGUUUGUGAUUCCCUGGGCAGAGGUGACGCGGUUGGAGCGGGUCUCCACCGGUCUGAUGACGGAGGCCAUCCGGGUCAACACACGGCAGCGACAGAGGGAAUUCUCCAUGUUCCUCAACCUGGACGAGGCAUUCGGGGUCAUAGGUCAGCUGGCUGACAUUGCUCUCAGGCGGCUGCUGGACAGCGAAGGCCUGGAGCUGGACCGAGUCCUGCAGCAGCCCACACGCAUCACUAAGAGAAUCCUAGAGGAACAAGCUUUAAGGGAGUACGUUCUAGCUCUGUUUCGGCUCCCUCGUGGUGAGCGACUCCACGAGGUGGCCUCCUGUUCGGUAUGGACACCACACGGACGUUGCCACACAGCCGGGACCCUCUACGCCACUGACAGUUAUCUGUGCUUCUCCAGCCGAGAGGAAGGCAGUUGCAUCCUGCUUAUACCCCUCUCAGAGGUGUUGUCCAUAGAAAAAGUGGAGAGCACCAGCCUGCUCCCUAACCCCAUCAUAGUGAGUGUUCGGACUAAGAAGGCCUUCCAGCUGAUCGAGCUGCCGGACAGAGACGAGCUGGUCGACAACCUGAACUCCAGACUCCGAUCUCUGCAGUGGAAACAGACCAUGUUCCGCAGCAAGAAAGACGGCAGGAGGAGCAUGAGCGCCCCAACACCUUACUACACCUUCUACUACGACACCGGGCACUCUGAUGAAGAAGAGAUAGAGGAGCAGGUUCUGCGUAACACCAUCAACAGCGAGGCUCUGAUGACGGCCUUCCACCAAAACCAACCAGGAACCAACAGCAACAAGAGCAUGGAGCAGGUGAAGGAGCAGCUGUGGGAGGAUCAUUUCUUGGAGUUCGGUCGUGGUGUCCACAUGUUCCGCACAAACAAGAUCCAAAGACUUGUUGCCAUGGGGAUACCAGAGUCUCUGCGAGGGGAACUGUGGAUGACACUUUCUGACGCAUCCUCGGAGCUAGAGUCCCACCAGGGCUAUUACACCAGCAUGGUGCAGAAGUCCAUGGGCCUGAGCAGCCUGGCCACAGAGGAGAUUGAGCGGGACCUUCACCGCUCUCUGCCGGACCAUCCCGCCUUUCAAAACCCCACCGGCAUCGCUGCACUGAGACGCGUCCUCACCGCCUACGCUCACCGCAACCCCAAGAUCGGAUACUGUCAGUCUAUGAACAUCCUGGCGUCGGUGCUGCUGCUCUACGCUAAAGAAGAAGAAGCUUUCUGGCUGCUGGUGGCAGUUUGUGAGAGGAUGCUUCCUGACUACUUCAACCGCAGGGUCAUAGGAGCUCAGGUGGACCAGUCCGUGUUUGAGGAGCUGAUCAGGGAGCGUUUGCCAGAACUGGCUGAACACGUUCCAGACCUCUCCACCCUCUCCUCCGUCUCCCUCUCUUGGUUCCUCACCCUCUUCCUCAGCGUCCUGCCCUUCCACAGCGCCGUCUGCGUGGUCGACUGUUUCUUCUUCCACGGAAUCAAAGCCAUCUUCCAGUUGGGUUUGGCAGCACUGGAGGCCAACUCUGCACAGCUCUCGGCCAGCACAGACGAUGGACAGGCUCUUAUGAUUCUCUCGAGUUUUCUGGACCAGGUUGGAAGUGAAGAGUCGUCCUGUCCUCCGUCCUCCCCGCCGGCUGCAGAGGAGACUAGCAGCAGCGACACUGAUAUUCCCGCUGUGGGACCCACAAACAUCACUGACCUCAUCAACGAGUCCUACGAGAAAUUCGGGGACCUGACAGUGCGGCAGAUUGAGAAGCUUCGCUGUCGACACAGAAUCCGAGUGCUGCAGGCUCACGAAGACACCACCAAAGAAAAUGGUUUGAGAAUAGUGACUCCAGAUGUUUCCAUCUCUCCAGAGAAGUUGGCUGAUGUCUACGACCUCUUCAAGACAGAGCACUUCAUCAGUCUGUACUGGGGGGACAGCAGCUCCGCAGCAGCAGCAGAGGCGGCAGCGUGGCGUUACGCUGACUCAGGCCGCUCCUAUGUGGAGCGGCAGUACCGGCUAGAUCGGCCCCAGUUUAAGAGCCUGUACGGGCUGCUGACGCCAUGGCCCGGCAGCUCAAACCAGCACUCCGACACACUGGCCAACCGCACCUUCACCCUGCUGGACCAGGACUGCGACAACCUGGUCACGUUUAGAGAGUUUGCUGGCUGGCUGGACACUUUGUACUGUGAAGAGCUGAAUGAGAAAAUAAGGCUGCUGUACCGUCUGCACAUCCCACCAGCUCUGACAGAAAGUGAGGCUGACCCCUCUUUGAUGAAGAGUCCCCUGCUGUCCACAAACAGACCCCUCUAUGUUAAUCUGCCCUCUGAUGUUGAAGGUGACGUGACAGAUUACCAGGAGCAGCUGAAGAAGAUGCUGAAGGAUCUGGUCAAAGAGAGGGAGAAAGAUGUGGAGAAGCCUCUGCCACUCAUGAACCAGCGUGAGUUUAUCCAGUUCUGUAAAACGCUCUACAGCAUGUUCCACGGCGACCCAGAGGAGAACGACCUCUUUCAGGCCAUCGCUACGGUAACGAGCCUGGUGCUCCAGAUCGGCGAGGCCAGCCACCGUGGACACAGCUCGGGGUCAGAGGUCACCAGCCAGGAGGAGAAGAGAGGAGGCGCUGAAGAUGCUGGGGUCGAUGCCAGCAGAGGCAACGGGAGUUUGGCAGCAGAGAACGAGUGGACAGUCAGCUACGCUCAGAUCCUGGCGUCGCUGCUCACUGAACAGGCGCUGGUGAACUUCUUCGAGAAGCCGGUGGAUCUGUCCGCUAAAGUCGCAGAGGCCAAGGAGAAGCAGUACCACCAGCGGGCGGGUUUGCUCACACUGCAGCAGGGGACCAGCUAACUUAAAUGUGAACAAAUGUAAGCGGCGACACAAGCCAACAUUUCUAAUGAAGGAUACCAAAAUAACAGUAUAAUUUGACACAAUGUGAGAGAAUGCAGCCAGGAAGCUAAACGUUACAGUUAUCUGUGAGAUGUAAUUAAUAGUAUGACUGCAGGCAGCCACACUGGCAGGACCAGGCCUGUGACUCUUUGACCUAGUUUGGCCCGGAAUUGACAACAGAAAGGCGUUUGUUUUCCCCCCCAAAACAUUUUGAUCCAAAAAGGUCAUUUUCAAGCUAAAAUCUCAGCAGCAGGCCAUGUAAUGGUCGACUCACGGUAUCAGCCAGCAACAUUUCUGACAUCGGAAGAACAUUUUGUGCUCUGGGCCUGGAGAAACUCUGAUGAUUGCCUUCUUACAUCACCAUGAAGAUGCCUGCAGUUGAACUGUGUUGUGGACAAAUAAUCCAUCACCACUUUCUAAUAAGGCACCCCUAAUAAGUUUUGAUUGACUUUAUUAAAGGUCUAUAAAUAAUGGGCUAAUUCUUUAUAGAUCAUUUAUACGCCAUUCAGUUGAUUGCCAGGUUGUGAAACAUCUUGUGCUUUCUAAUAAGCCAUUAAGUUUGUUAGCGUUAAACAUUCCUCACUUUAUAUCAAGCAAAAGCCAAAGUUAGUAAGUAAUCUGUAAUGUAAAUGUAAACAGGUUAAUAAAAUGAUUUUAAAUAAAUCCAA
Molecule: messenger RNA, 4348 nt
Organism: Etheostoma cragini (Arkansas darter)
Lineage: Eukaryota; Metazoa; Chordata; Actinopteri; Perciformes; Percidae
Product: TBC1 domain family member 8
Exons: 20
Coding region: 240-3641 (1133 amino acids)
Molecular function (GO): calcium ion binding
Source: RefSeq, a predicted model, not a curated record